Messenger RNA from Didymodactylos carnosus, 390 nucleotides. The record is from the annotation of a GenBank genome assembly. Lineage: Eukaryota; Metazoa; Rotifera; Eurotatoria; Philodinida; Philodinidae.
AUGUCGUCGACACAUUCUAAUACAUCAUCUCGAAUACAAAUGGAUCAAGGUAUUCAACAAUUAUUAAUAGCUGAACGUCAAGCAGCUGAAUUAAUAAGUCAUGCAAGAAUAAGUAAACAAGAACUGUUAAAACGAGCGAGUCGAGAAAGUUUAAGAGAAAUUGGUUUCUAUCGUAAACAACGUGCCCAUAUUUAUGGACAAAAAUUGAGAGAAGUAACACAAAUUGAACAAUUUCAAGCAAAACUGGACAUAGAUCAAAAAGAAAAAAUGGAAAAAAUAGACAAAUAUUAUAAUAAAACAAAAGAAACUUUAAUUUAUUAUAUUACAAAUCAGACACUUGAUGCUCCCAUUAAAUCUCAUAUAAAUGCGAAAUUAAUGUUCGAUAAAUAG